Drepanopeziza brunnea f. sp. 'multigermtubi' MB_m1 is the source of this 918-nucleotide messenger RNA. RefSeq lists its product as uncharacterized. NCBI's taxonomy places the organism in Eukaryota, Fungi, Ascomycota, Leotiomycetes, Helotiales, Drepanopezizaceae. Gene Ontology annotation, cellular component: SAGA complex. The record is from RefSeq and is a predicted model, not a curated record.
AUGUCCCAACGGUCACGAAACAGAAAGGAUCGCGAACCCUCACUAGAUGUCUCGAUGAUGGAAGAACUCCGAGCUCACGUUUCCGUGAUCCGGGAGAACGAGAGAAAGGUGAUAGCCACGUGGGAGAAGAUCUUAGCCUUGGAGCGGCGCAUCAAACAGAAUGAGGGCACUGGGUCUAGUCAUUCAGCAACAGACUUGGCGGAUCUAGAAGCUUACUACCGCGAGCUGGUCAAGAUAAACGAGGAGCAGACAGCUCUGGCGAAUGAGAACCGGGAACGCAUCACCGUUUUGAUGACGUUGGUCAAGAGAAAAGAAGAAGAGACGCCACAGUCUUCCGCGCGGAAUGCCAGCUCCAGGUCCUCGGGUCUGGAAUUGGAUGGGCCGUCCGACUCGCCCGUUCCCUCGCCCGCAGAGAAUAGAGCUCGCAAAAUGGGUGGGUCCAGGACGAGCAGCCAGCCCCCACGCAGCAAUACCGACGGUGCAUCUGAAACCAAUGAGCGAGUAGUCAAGCCAAAGAUUGUGUACUCUUUGAAGGAAGAGGUCGCUUUCAAGAGAAAGGUCCCCGGCGGCAAGCCCGAAGACCAAGACUGGAUCCAAGGGGAAGUGGUGAGAGUCAUCGGGGAUGGGAAGAGUCGACGGUACGAGGUCAAGGAUAUUGACCCCGAGGCCGCCGCGAGUGUGAACCCAUUUUACAAGUCAUCUGCGUCACAAAUGGUUCCAAUCCCCCCCGAAGGUGCUACCCUCGGUACAUACGAGGUUGGUAAACAGGUUCUGGCCUUGUACCCUCAAGCUACGACGUUUUAUCGCGCGGAGGUCAAGUCCACGAUUGAUGGAGGCGCCAGAGUACUUGUUUUGUUUGACGAAGAGGAUGUCGAGAAGCCAGUUGCUCGGAGAUUCGUCCUGGAUCAUAAGGGAUAG